GCAACACUGCAACACUGCUUCUUCACAAGAUGAGCAAAAUCGGCACCAGCCUAACUCCAAGAGAAUCUGGCAAACAUAUUGUGCGCCAAGCAAAAUAUUUAAAAGUUCUGCCCUCGGGAAUUGAGCGUUUGGUCGAUGAGAUUGUCAGCGGCUUAAUAUCGAAACGCAUUGAUGUCGCCAAUUUCUCGCAACAUGAACUUCAUCCAAAAUCAACUGAUGCUCAUGCUGCCAACUGGAUUUUUAUUGUGGAUACACUGAACUUUUGCUUCUGGACACCACAAAACUACACCAAGUACAAGGUGAAUGGAUACACCGGCUACUUUGCCCUCUGUGCUGCCAUCAAUCGAGCUAUGAAAGAUGGCUUGGACAUAACGAACCCGGAGUUUUACUCCAAAGUCGACAUGGAAACAUUGUCAAACAUAUUUCGACCGGACGAUAAGGAUACAAAGAUCCCAUUGCUAGAGAAGCGCUUGGAGUGUCUCCACCAGGUGGGAGAGUGCCUGCAGAGCAAGUGGCAGGGACGCUUUGAGAAUGUGGUGAAGGCGGCCAAGAAUUCGGCGGUAACUCUGCUGCAGCUGAUAGUGAACGAGUUUCCCUGUUUCCGAGAUCAGGCUGACUUUGCCGGCGAACGAGUUUCCAUCUUAAAACGAGCUCAAAUACUUGUCGGGGACUUGUGGUCCUGCUAUCGAGGUGAAGGUCUUGGCUACUUCGAGGACAUUGAGAAAAUAACCAUGUUUGCGGACUAUCGAAUUCCCCAGGUAUUGGUGCACUUUGGUAGCCUGGAGUAUACGCCGGAAUUGCUGGAGCUACUCAAGAAGGACACCAUCAUGCAGAAUGGUGAUCCUAUGGAGGUGGAGAUAAGAGGCGCUUCCAUUUACAUAAUCGAGGAAGUCAAGGAUGCUGUCCUGGAUAUAUUAAAGCAAAAGCAUCCGGAUGUGGACACACGCAAUGUAAACUCCAUUUUAAUUGAUCAAUAUCUUUGGGAUUACAGACGUGACCAUGCCGCUGAACUGGAGUACAUACCAUUCCACAAAGUGCUGAGCAUUUAUUACUAAAUCCAAGCGAAAAAUGAAAUGUAUAAAGUUUGUUAAAUAAAUGCACAUACAAAUAUAAUA
Molecule: messenger RNA, 1115 nt
Organism: Drosophila innubila
Lineage: Eukaryota; Metazoa; Arthropoda; Insecta; Diptera; Drosophilidae
Product: queuosine salvage protein
Exons: 3
Coding region: 30-1055 (341 amino acids)
Source: RefSeq, a predicted model, not a curated record